CUUAGCCAUGAUGGUAUUACAGUGUAAGCAGAUUUUAAUGGAGUUUAUAGUAAACAAAAUUCUCUAAAAAGAGAUUUUCAGACAAAUUUCCAAAUGGUUUUGAUGGGUCUUCUCUUCAAAUUUGCAGUAGAAUGCUUUAAUGUUCUUGCAUGGCCUCUCUUUGCAUUGGGCUACCCUCUAUGUGCUUCCGUUCAAGCUAUUGAGACUAACUCGAUCACAGACACACAGAAGUUGGUCACUUAUUGGAUCUGCUUUUCCUUGAUUUCGCUAUUUGAACAUGUUUUUGCGAAUCUGCUUCAGUGGUCUACCUCCUGGCCUUACAUUAAGCUAGUCAUCGUCAGCUGUUUGGUUGUUCCGCACUUUGAGGGUUCUCUUUAUGUUUACAAACACCUUGUUCAUCCAUGUCAGUUUGUGAACCAACAAACUGUGUAUGACUGGUUCGCCAAGCUGAAGGAGUUCUACCUUCUAAUCGAGGAAAAAAGAAAAGCAAAAGAAAGUGGACAUGAUGCUGCAAAAAAUCUCGCUGCUUUUGGUUCGUUGGCGACUUUCAAGCCAAAGCUUGAAGAAGCUAAAUUUGCAAAGAAGGAAAGUAAUGCUGCACCAAUCGUGGAGACGAAAGAAGUGAUCUCGACUAAGCAGGAGCAGGUCAGUCAAAUAGAACCCAACUUCGCUUUGUCUGGAAACAGAAUGUGUAUGUCUAAGGGGAUCAAAGAAACGGUAGCUGCAAAAAUAAUAGUUGGAGAUUUUAAUGACAUACUUUCUUCUAAAAUAAUUUCAGAGGACCGGACUUGUGAUGCAUGUCAGGCCACAACAACGACAGGCGAGGGAGACCUCGUGUCAGGUCACAAUAAGCAGGCAUCUGAAAUCAAGACUCCUGCUAGUGCACUUCUGGGAAGUCGAGAAAUAGUUAACUCAGCAGUUAGAGAUAUUCCUGACAAACAACAUUCUAAGCCUGUUCGAAAGAUGUGGAUGUGUUCUGUAUGUCCGGAAACAGCCACAAGUGUGACGGACUUUGUUUCACAUCUUCAAGGAAAGCAACAUAUAGAUGCUUGUGAGAAGCAGAAACUCAAGGAACAGAUGUUAAAAAGCAAGAUUAGUCCACCUCCUGACGCUGGUUGUAAUCUUUUUGAAAAAUUACAAUCGAAUAGCAUCCAAACACCAUGGAGUUGCACUGUCUGUCGGGUAACAGUCACAAGUAAAAUGGACCUUAUUUCACAUUUUCAGGGAAGACGGCAUGAGAAUGCUCUGAUGCAGCUUAAGAAUAAGAUCGAGACAUCGAGAAACAGCAUUUUCUCCGAUAAAAUGGAAAAAGAGACAGAAUCCCGUCGCACGGAUUUCCAAAUUCCAUGGACUUGUGGUACUUGUAUGGUAAUAAUCAAAGGCGAGGCUAGCCUUGUAUCGCAUCUUCAAGGAAAGCGACAUUUGAAUGCUUGUGAUAAGGCAAAAUGUCUAAAACAGACUUCGGUGGGACAGAAAUCAAGUCCUUUCGGAAAUGCUUCUUUGCCAGAAAAUACUACAGGAAGCACGGCGAAGCAACAAGUUAAGCAAGUGAAUAUGAAGAGCGGAUUUGUUGAGAUUAGAAAUUCUUUGUGGUGGUGUACCAUUUGUAAUAUAAGCUGCAAUAGUGAAGGAAAUAUGAACUAUCAUCUUAAUGGGAGCAAGCACUUGGCUAAUGUAAAUUGUGCUUGAAGUGGUAGGGUUGCCCUGAGUUAGCUAUAGUACUUAUAAUACAGUUAAUUAAAUUUGACUAACAAAAUGUAUGAUUAUUCUAAAUAUGGAUUCAGUAGUCUUUAUACUUUGAAUCUUUUCUUGAA
Messenger RNA from Mercurialis annua (annual mercury), 1814 nucleotides. RefSeq lists its product as uncharacterized. Bases 94 to 1689 code for a protein of 531 amino acids. The record is from RefSeq and is a predicted model, not a curated record. Gene Ontology annotation, molecular function: nucleic acid binding; zinc ion binding. The transcript has 6 exons. NCBI's taxonomy places the organism in Eukaryota, Viridiplantae, Streptophyta, Magnoliopsida, Malpighiales, Euphorbiaceae.